AUGCUACGAACGCUAGCUACAAUAUUGACCCUCGGCCUCGCGGUCGCAUCCCCGUCGCUCGAGGCCCGUGGAGAUGACCCCCACAAACUGAUCAUCGGCGCCCCGUUCCAAGUUCUGACCGCCGACUUCGAUGGCACCAAGUUCACUAUCACCGGCAACGUUACAACAGUCGGCUCAGCCCCUAGCUGGCUGCUCUACAAGCAGCCAAAUCUCGUCUAUGCUGUGAACGAGAACGCCAACGACACCAGUCUCUUCCAGCUUAGGGAGAACCACAGCAACCUUACGCUUCUAAGCAGCAUCACCAACGGCGCAUUGGGCGUCGUUCACCUCGAGUUCAACUUCUUCCAAACCAUCAUGGUCGGUGCCGGCUACGGAAGUGGAAUGAUCUAUGUCUGGAACUCAGCGUUACCGGAUGGGACCCUCGAGCUCGUGAAGCAGGUCAACAUCACCGGCAAGCUCGGCCCCAAGCAGCCCAACCAGGCGGCGCACCAUCCCCACCAGGCCGCUAUCGACCCUCUCGGUCGCUUCUUCCUGAUCCCCAACCUCGGCGGUGACGCCAUCGAGAUCCUCGACACGCACAACGGCCUGUCCACUCUGACGCGCCGUCCCCUAUUCGCCGGUUCCGGUCCCCGGCAUGGCGGCUUCCUGCAGGACCAGCGGAACAAAGUGACCUACUACGCAGUCGUCUGCGAGCUGUCAAACGAGGUCAAGUUCUUCAAGGUCAAGUAUUUGCCCAGCGGCAUCAAGUUGCUGCACGUCUCGACGCAGAGCACCUACGGCCCGGGUUUCGGUCCGGCCAACAAAACAACGGCCGCCGCUGGCGAGAUCGUCAUCGCUCGCAACAUGCGCGACGUCUACAUUUCGAACAGGCUCAGCGGGAACGAGACGGACAGUAUAUCGCACUUCAUCUUCAAUCCACCUGAGGGUACCGAUCGAAACCUGAAUGCGACACUCACCUUUGAUGAAUUGGUGUCGUCGGGCGGUAUCGCGCCGCGCAUGUUCAGUCUCAGCGCAGACGGUGAGGAGAGAAUUGUGUUUGUUGCAAACCAGGGAGGAGAGAACGGUCUGUUGGCGAUGAGGCGAGAUCUCGAGACUGGGAACAUUGAUCCUAAACCGAUCGCCACGGUGCUGAACACGGACUUGGUCGCGCCGCAGCUGGCUACUCAGGCGAACAUGGGGCCGUACUUUAUCCAGGAGAUCGUCUAG
Messenger RNA from Anthostomella pinea, 1206 nucleotides. The record is from the annotation of a GenBank genome assembly. NCBI's taxonomy places the organism in Eukaryota, Fungi, Ascomycota, Sordariomycetes, Xylariales, Xylariaceae.